AUGUCUUUUUCAGACGACGAAGACGCAACCCGUCCGCCACCAACGCACAAACUGUACGAAGACGAAGAUACAAGUCCGACCACGACGCGUGAAUUACAGGCCUGGUAUGCCGUUCCCAUUGCAGCCGAAGUCUACGCCGUGGUCGCUGUGGGAGCAUUUCUGCCCGUGAUUCUAGAGCAAUUGGCGCGCGAGAAUGGCGUUUUUUAUUCUGAUCGCUCGAAACCUUGCGUUCAGCACGAUGCCGCCGGACGUGUGCGGAUGCGUGAAGCAGGAGGCAAUGGAGGAGCAGAGCAGUGCAUGAUUCGGCUUCUGGGUAUGGAUAUGAGCACGAGUAGUUUUGCUUUGUAUACGUCUUCGGUUGCUGUGUUGAUGCAGGCACUCGUGUUGGUGUGUUUUAGUUCUUUUGCAGACCAUGGUCCAUAUCGCAAGAAAAUGUUGCUAACAUUUGCAUGUAUUGGCUCUAUUGCCAGUUGCUCCUUCAUAUUCAUCACACCUUCAGUAUUCUAUCUCGCGCCCAUACUCGUCAUAGUCGGCGUGACAAGUCUCGGCUGCUCAUUCGUCCUCUUGAAUGCUUUUCUUCCCUUACUCGUUGCCAAACACCCAGAUGCUUCUUCGGCUAAGAAAUCCCGCUCAUCAGACGAGUACUCUGAUUACGAACUCGAGGCCCUGAAUCCAGAACAUACUUCUCCGCGCCGUCGCACACAUCCUGAAGCCCAUGCGAGCGAUCUGGCCCGCUCAGCAGAUAUAUCCAGCAAGGGCGUGGGAUAUGGCUACAUCGCCGCCGUUCUUGUAGAGGUCUUUAGUAUACUAAUUCUCUAUCUCUUCAACAAGACGGCAAUCCAGAAACGCAACCCCAGCCUCCCCAUCCGGGUCAUCCUGUUCAUUGUAGGAAUCUGGUGGGCUGUCUUCACGAUCCCGACUUUCCUCUGGCUGCGCCCCCGACCCGGUCCCCCACUACCGACUCAGCACAAGUUCGGAUCUCAGUCUCGCCUGCGUACAUUUUUAUUCUACACCCACUUUUCCCUCCGCUCGUUCUGGCGGACGCUCAAACGAGCCAUCAGUCUUCGACAAACACUACGAUUUCUCAUAUCAUGGUUCUUGCUCUCUGACGCUGUCGCCACAAUCAGCGGGACUGCGGUACUCUUUGCCCGUACGGAGCUGAAUAUGGGUAGUGUAGCCAUUGCACUGCUCUCCAUCACCUCGAUUGGCUCUGGUAUCAUCGGCGCAUUCGCCUGGCCACGCGUACAACAGCAUUUCUCACUGCAGCCCAAGACCAUACUACUGUGCUGCAUCGCAGGCAUGGAGAUCAUUCCCUUGUAUGGGUUAUUAGGAUACAUACCGUUGAUACAGAGACUGGGCUUCAUCGGAUUACAGCAGGCCUGGGAGAUUUAUCCAAUUGCUGUGUUACAUGGAGUUGUCAUGGGUGGGAUAUCGUCGUACGCGCGGUCCGUAUAUGCCCCGUUGAUCCCUCAAGGGAGUGAAGCAGCCUUCUUUGCGCUUUUUGCGGUAACGGACAAGGGUAGCAGUGCGUUUGGACCAGCCCUGGUAGGUUCGAUUGUGGAUCGGGCUGGUACAAUCAGGCCGGCUUUCAUCUUUUUGGCGGGAUUGGUUGUUACGCCGGCACCGUUGCUUUGGUAUCUCGAUAUUGACAAGGGGAGGCAGGAUGCGGCGGUCAUGGCUGACGGCGAUGGUAGAGGGCGUGGAGAGUAUGGGAGAGUGAAUGCGGAUGACUGA
Molecule: messenger RNA, 1734 nt
Organism: Plenodomus lingam JN3
Lineage: Eukaryota; Fungi; Ascomycota; Dothideomycetes; Pleosporales; Leptosphaeriaceae
Biological process (GO): amino acid transmembrane export from vacuole
Source: RefSeq, a predicted model, not a curated record